AUGGAUGUCUCCACAGCAUCACAUGAAGAUACGCUUAAAAAGCGUUAUGCUGAACUUGCGGAGAAAACAACUAUGGCAAUAGCUAACGAAGGACUACCACCAAACACCAAUGAUCGAUCAGUAAUUCCAAAUUCUCUUCCGCCAUUGCCACGUUAUGACCCACCACCACCACGCCGACCUCAACGUGAACGAGAUAUGGAUCCUCGUAUGUUUUUUCCAACAUCGGGUCAUCUGGGUUUUGAUAUAGUCAAACUGACCACGGAGCUACCAUCGAUUGAAACAGUUCGUGAAAUGAUCAUAUAUGAGACACGUCUUCGGUUGUCGAAUUCAAUUCAAGAAAUUAUGGAUCAGUACCAUACUGAUGAGGUUGCUGUUACAAUUUGUAGUUUCGUUCACAAUCUCAUUCAACAACAUGUAGUAGAACAUUUUGGCUAUCAUGAUGUCAAUGCACUACGCACUGCUUUAUAUCGUUUUCCAAAUGAUCCAGUUAUUCAAUGUAGAUGA
This is a messenger RNA of Adineta steineri, 504 nucleotides long. NCBI's taxonomy places the organism in Eukaryota, Metazoa, Rotifera, Eurotatoria, Adinetida, Adinetidae. The record is from the annotation of a GenBank genome assembly.